CCGGACACUGCAAAAAUGUUCUACUGUACAUAUUGUACAAUAUAUUUUAUGAAUAUUAACAUACGUAACAUUAUUAUUAUUAGUAGUAGUAUACAUAUUCAUCGCUCUUAAUUUGCACUCAUAGUCUGUGACUGUAUUAAUAUUACAUUUACACUGCAUAAAUGUCGAAUUCCUCUCAAGUUUCAAUGUGCAAUAUAAUAACUAUUAUGUAUACAUAUUAUGCAUAUUAACAGAUGUUUCAUACACUGUACAUAUUGGGUGUCGUGUAUUGUAAAACAUUUCAUAUCACUGUCAAUAAUAUCCUCCCAAUUUUGCACUUUGUACAAAUAUGAUUGCAGCGUCAUUAGAUAUUGAUCACAUUUAUCACAAUUUCUAUCAAUCGAUCAGUUGAUCAAUCUAUCUAGCUAUUUGUGAAACUCAUUUUAAAACUUCUUUAGUAAAUUGCAAACACUUAUCAAAUUCUUCGUAGUUUUCAAGUUAAACGAGUUGAAGUCAUUUUAAUAAAAAUGUACCUGAAAGUAGUUUUAAAGUCUACAUGUUGCCUUUAUUAAGUCAAUAAGUAGAACACAUUUGUUUCACAUAUCUCAACAAUUGCUUUUGUAAUACUUUUUUUUUUUUCCCCCCAGAGACUUUGUGGACACCCUAUAUGUUCUAUUCUUUGUGAGCAAUCAUCACGGUUAUUGGAAUAGUUACCACACACAUGCUCUUAUUUCUGUAAUUGAUGUCACAUGCAUAAACCCAGUUUCCAUGUCAUCAUUUUCCUGGACACACGCACGCACACACACACACACACACUAAAGUGGUACCCUUCAGACACAUUAGACAGAGGAGGGUGGGGCGCCAGUAAAGAUUUCUUAAUGGGCUCUUCGGUCUUCUCGUCCAUCUGCUGUGAUGACAAACACACAGCUUGUCCACAUCAGCCCACUCUGCAAACAAGUCCUGCCGUUAGCGUCAGAAAGGUCACAACUAGCACCUUUCCCAAAGCUGGCGUUUCCCUUCUUUCUUCACGUUCCGCUCACGGGGAUGAAAAAGUGAGUUUUUCGGGAUUUCUUGAAGGAUUACUUGGAUGUCUGAUCACCUUCCGAGCACAUGGGGAGCUCCAUCCCGUCCGGACACGAGUGACACCAUCCGUCCGGCCUCGGCGCUGACCUCGCAGUCGGGAGGAUGCCGUCCCUGCACCACGGAGCCAUCUUCAUCGGCGCCUUCCUCAUCGUGACCGGCGGCUCCACCGCCUUCCUGGCCUCGUCGCAGAGUCGCCUGCAGCCGUUCUCCCUGUGCUGCGUGGUGCUCGGGGUGGUCAUGCUCAUCCUGGGCCUCUUCUGGGCCAUGAACAGCAAGAGCCCCUCCAACUACAACCAGCAGCAGUUCGACCCUGACUGCCCUCACUACCCUUACAACGAGUUUGCCGGCUACAGCAGCCAUGCCCUCUUUGCGCACGACGGAAAUCGCUUCCCGGAGUCCCAGUCAGUAUACCAGCCAGGGACUCUGGAGUGCCAAAGGCACGGCGCUCGCAGCGAGGAGUUCGACUAUCCCCCCAUGGACCACGGCGGUUUCAGUCCGCCGCCUCAUCCUCCCCCCUGGCUGGGACCACCGCCUCCCUACGAGGUGGCCAUCAAAACCACGUGCAGCUCCACGCACCUGCGCCGCGCCUACUCCGACACGCACCUGGCCGCCGAGCCGCUGUUCGGACGCUCCAGAGAGAUCAGCUUUGAGGUUUGAAAAAAAAGACAUCCAUCCACCCCUCCGUUUUCUAGAGCGCUUAUCUUCAUUAGAGCAUCUGGAGUCUAUCCAAGCUGACUUUGGCGUGAGAGGCGGGGUACAGUCUGGACCAGCUGCCAGUCAGUCACAGGGAAACAAACAAACAACCUCUCCCACUCACACCUACGCAAAAUGCAAGUCUGGAAUGAACAUAACAUGCAUAUUUUUGGAGACAUUAGAUUGAAAUAUAAAAAAAGCCUACACACCCCUGUUGAAAU
Molecule: messenger RNA, 1976 nt
Organism: Phyllopteryx taeniolatus (common seadragon)
Lineage: Eukaryota; Metazoa; Chordata; Actinopteri; Syngnathiformes; Syngnathidae
Exons: 2
Coding region: 1165-1719 (184 amino acids)
Source: RefSeq, a predicted model, not a curated record